Messenger RNA from Passer domesticus (house sparrow), 429 nucleotides. RefSeq lists its product as uncharacterized. The record is from RefSeq and is a predicted model, not a curated record. Lineage: Eukaryota; Metazoa; Chordata; Aves; Passeriformes; Passeridae. The transcript is spliced from 13 exons. Bases 1 to 429 code for a protein of 142 amino acids.
AUGAGUGAAGCCCCGCUUGAUCGCAUCCGAGAGACGGAGAGCGCGCCGCUUGAUCGCAUCCGAGAGACGGAGAGCGCGCCGCUUGAUCGCAUCCGAGAGACGGAGAGCGCGCCGCUUGAUCGCAUCCGAGAGACGGAGAGCGCGCCGCUUGAUCGCAUCCGAGAGACGGAGAGCGCGCCGCUUGAUCGCAUCCGAGAGACGGAGAGCGCGCCGCUUGAUCGCAUCCGAGAGACGGAGAGCGCGCCGCUUGAUCGCAUCCGAGAGACGGAGAGCGCGCCGCUUGAUCGCAUCCGAGAGACGGAGAGCGCGCCGCUUGAUCGCAUCCGAGAGACGGAGAGCGCGCCGCUUGAUCGCAUCCGAGAGACGGAGAGCGCGCCGCUUGAUCGCAUCCGAGAGACGGAGAGCGCGGUACCUUCUAGGAUGCGAUGA